This is a messenger RNA of Nestor notabilis (Kea), 1274 nucleotides long. RefSeq names its product zinc finger protein 497-like. The annotation marks the transcript as partial. The record is from RefSeq and is a predicted model, not a curated record. NCBI's taxonomy places the organism in Eukaryota, Metazoa, Chordata, Aves, Psittaciformes, Psittacidae. The transcript is spliced from 3 exons.
AGCAAGCAUUUUAUGAGCCGGAGGCUUCAAAUCAGCCCAAGAAAGGCAAAGAGGUGCAUGCCAGGGAGCUGCCAGGUGUGGAGGGUGAGGACCUCCGAGAAAACCCUGAUGCAGGAUUUCAGACUUAUGCAACUGAUGUUUUAUCGUGGAUUAAACAAGAAGAGGAGCCACGCUGCCCUGAACGACAAGACUUGGAGAAAGAAGAAGUCUCUGCAGGUCCAAGCACAGUGCACGAUGAAAGCACAAAGAGGGACCCUCCAGCGGAUUGCUUUGAAAGCACAGCACGUGGCUCAGAGGUGCCAGGAAGACCUGGAGAGCAGUUUUCCAAGGAUCGUAGCCCUGGAGUGCCAUGGGACAGUCAGUGGAAUUCAGAAAUGAUGGAAACAAACACCACUGGGAAUAGUCUUGGGGAUGGCACUCGGCACACUGGAGGGUUUGGUGAGCACUUGGAUUUCUUCAGCGCUCAGGAAAACAGCGUCGGAAGGAGACUGUGCACAUACAACAAAUGGGAGAGAAACUCCACCCAGCAGGAACAUCUCCAGGCUCUCCAGGGAGUGCGAGAAAGGGAAGUGUCUCCAGACCCCACGUGUGAGAGGAGUCUCAAUGAAAGGGCAUUCCGUCUGCUGCACUCGCAGCCAUGUGCUGCAGGUGAGAAAGGAGCCGGGCAGGGGCCUGCUUCUGCCUCCUAUGAGGGGCUGCCCAUGGGGCCACAGCUUACCACGCACCCCGACUGCGGGCAGAACCCUGCGGGUGAACCUGGGCUUCAUGAGCACCACGUCCUGGGUGGAGAGGAGCAGCCGUCAGCAGAAAGCGAGGAGAAAUUCCUGUCAGAAAACCCUUUGGCCAGCCCCUGCUGGGAUCACCCGCAGGACAAGGUGGAGGCCUGCAACAAGUGCCAGCAGCACUUGGCACCCCGGGGCAGCCCCGCGGGACAGCCGCAGAGCCAAGGCAGGGGCAAGUCCUACAUUUGCAGCGACUGUGGGAAAAGCUUUGUGUGCCAUUCGUGGCUCAUUAGGCACCAGAUGACUCACACGGGAGAGAGGCCAUACAAGUGCUCCAAGUGUGACAAAAGCUACCGGAGAAAGGACUACCUUCUAAACCACCUGCGCCGGCACUCGGGAGAGGGGCUCUUCCAGUGCUCCCUCUGCAGGAAGAGAUUUGUGCUCAGGAGGAGUUUAAUGAAGCAUCAGGAAAGUCACCUGCAAGAAACACACCUGGCAUUGGCUAGUUGGCCCUGCACGGAGAUCAGGGGGGCUGUAAUGCACUCCAUAUAG